Loxodonta africana (African savanna elephant) is the source of this 1229-nucleotide messenger RNA. Its product is annotated as olfactory receptor 14L1-like. Gene Ontology annotation, cellular component: membrane. Gene Ontology annotation, molecular function: odorant binding; G protein-coupled receptor activity; olfactory receptor activity. The record is from RefSeq and is a predicted model, not a curated record. The transcript is spliced from 2 exons. Lineage: Eukaryota; Metazoa; Chordata; Mammalia; Proboscidea; Elephantidae. The coding region runs from base 1 to 993 and encodes 330 amino acids. Gene Ontology annotation, biological process: G protein-coupled receptor signaling pathway.
AUGGCCAAGCUCAGCAGAAAUCAGCCCAUACCAUGCAGAAGAAAAGGAAUAACAACAAACGGUCUAAACAGGACUGAAGUUACAGAAUUUGUCCUGAUGGGAUUUUCAGACUCCUUGAAGGUUCAGAUCUUACAUACUGUUCUUUUCUUAUUUGUUUACCUGGCAGCUCUCAUGGUGAAUCUUUUAACCAUGCUUACUGCUCUGGAUGGCCACCUCCAAACACCGGUGUAUUUCUUUUUGAGAAACUUAUCUUUCUUAGAUAUUUGCUACAUCUCUGUCACAGUUCCCAAAUCCAUUGUCAAUUCCUUAACCCAUAAAACCUCUAUUUCUUUCUUUGGGUGUUCUGUACAAGUCUUCUUUUUCAUUGACUUGGCAUCUACUGAGAUAGCCAUCCUUACGGUGAUGUCCCAUGAUCGCUACAUGGCCAUCUGCCAGCCCUUACACUAUGAGGUCAUCAUGAACCGAGGCGCCUGUGUGAGGAUGAUGGUCAUGUCAUGGCUCAGUGGGAUGAUAUGUGGGUUCAUGCAUGUGGCAACAACAUUCUCAUUACCCUUCUGUGGGUCCAAUGUAGUACAUAAAUUUUUCUGUGAUAUCCCACAGCUCUUGAGCCUCUUAGAUUCCAAAGUAAUCAUUAUUGAAAUUAGAGUCAUGGUUUUUAUUACAAGUCUCGUAAUAGUCUGUUUUGUUUCCAUUGCUUUCUCGUAUGUGUCUAUUUUUUCUACCAUCCCGAGGAUUCCAUCCAAGGAGGGUAGAUCAAAAACAUUUUCUACCUGCAUUCCACAUCUUUUGGUUUUAACACUCUUUAUGAUAUCUGGUAGCAUUGCGUAUGUCAAGCCAAUUUCAAAUUUUCCCUCAGUGUUAGAUCUUCUCCUGUCUGUGUUUUACACAGUCAUACCCACCACCCUGAAUCCUAUCAUCUACAGUCUGAGGAAUAAGGACAUGAAGGUAGCCCUGAGAAGGCAAUGUGGUAUGCUUCAUGGGUAUUUUGACUAGAGACCACUCAGAACUCUGGAACUCUUUUCUAAAUAAUGUGUUAGCUUAAUAAGCUUAGAUUUUUCAAUUGAUUGCUGUACUUUGUCUUGGUUCUUUCCUGAAAUGCCACUGUCCUCUAGGGAUUGUCUCCAUGUUGUUGUUGCCAGUUGCCGUCUAGUUGGCUCUGAUUCAUGGUGACCUUAUGUUUAAUAGAACUAAAUAUUGUCCAGUCCUGUGCCAUUCUCAUGAUCAUUGGU